UUAAUGGGUGAUUAUGUCCCAAUUUGUCAGUUGAUGUCUAACCAUGCAUAGCAUUAUGAAGUAGUGUAUAAGGUGGAGUGUCUUCUGAACUGUUGUCUGUCUAAGUUGAAUGUGAUGAGCAACAAGUCUUUUCUUGCUCUGUUUUAAUGUGACCUUUUUGCUAAGUGAUGGGGUAACUUGGGCAACUUAAGUUGUUGUAACAUGUGUAGGUCUACUUCUUGUUGGCAAACAUUGUAUAAAUUAAAUGUAAAUCCCAAUAAGGAACUGUUAUUUUGAAUCAGAAACUCAGAUCUAAAGGUUUGUGCAACAUAUUAGUGUUUUGUUGCAGUGCAGAGUGAAUAAUCAUUUUGGUGUGUUGAUUACUAGUUUGUAGUAAAAAGAGUUGGCACGUGAGUUUUUUUAGGGAGGUGUCCAAAAAAGUGAGUCAUUACGGCUGCUGGGAGGCCUCACACAGUGAUAUGGACUUGCAUGGAUGACACCCAGUGGUGGUGCUGACAUAGUGCAAACAAUAGCUUUGAUCAUUUGUCAGUGUCUUGGCAGUGGGCUGCAUAUAUUUGUUCACUGUUAGAAAUCCACUUUUUGUUUGUUUCCAAGACAUCCAGUUCUGUUGUGCCACCACUCAACUUAAUUGCCCCCCAUGUCUUAUGUUUUCAUAUUAGAACAUUCAGGUCAUGCAGUUUAGUUGAGGUCAUCUUACUUUAGCAGUAGAACACACUGUUACUUUAUGAUUUAGACACAGUCUUCACAAAUUGUAUUAUGAAAUUACGUGUAAUAUAAAUGUAAUUAGAUGCAUGUCUACCUAAAUCAUUGGAUUCAUAUCUUCUUCAUCUUGUGUUUUUGUUCUGUCUAAAAUGUUUUGCAAAGACUUCAGGGGAAGUUUGUCUCUAUAACCCCUAGUAACGUUGAGAGUCAAAUAGCCUGAAACGUUUGACUUGUCAUUAGCUGUUGCCUCCUUGUUUUGGCAUAAUGCACAAACAGAAAUUAGGAAUGUUGAUACACUCAUAACUGUGGCUGACUACUUCAGACAUGCCCCAACACGUUCACAGUGUUACUCCCCCUCUGGAGGGACUGACUGAGAGAGAGGGAAAAGAGGAAGAAAAAAGAAAGAAAGAAGGAAGGAGCAGGGCUUUCCCACAUCAAAUGAAAUAUGCUGUCUUUUUAGAGGCUUUAGAGGCCCUGUCCAGCCUGAAAGGAAGGACUACCCAACAGUUCAUCUUUAACCUCACCUCUGUGCCAGCAGAGGAGCUAAUCACAGCUGCAGAGCUGCGUAUUUUCAGAGACCAAGUGCUAAGUGACUUUACAAAGAGCAACAGUAGUGUUGCUGGAGGUUUUCACCGCAUAAACAUUUUUGAAGUGUUCAGGCCAGCUCAGUCCUCAUCUGAGGAGCCUCUUACAAGGCUGCUGGACACUCGUCUGGUGCAGGACUCACAUUCACGCUGGGAGAGCUUUGACGUGAGCUCAGCAGUGGCACGCUGGACCGCACACUCACACCACAACCAUGGCCUGCUGGUGGAGGUGCUUCACCCUGAGGAGGCCAGCGGAGAGGAAGAGGCUGAGAGGAGCAGGAGUAGGCACGUGAGGGUGAGCCGCUCCCUGCACGGGGACGAGGACUCAUGGCCACAGGCCCGGCCGCUGCUGGUCACUUACAGCCACGACGGUCAGGGGGCACCCCUCCUUCAGCCUCACAGAGAGAAGCGGCAGACGAGGCGGGGGCCAAAGCAGCGGCGGAAACCGCACCAGCGCACCAACUGCCGUCGGCACCCGCUCUAUGUGGACUUCAGUGAUGUGGGCUGGAACGAGUGGAUUGUGGCACCGCCUGGCUACCAUGCCUUCUACUGCCAUGGCGAAUGCCCCUUUCCACUCUCAGACCACCUAAACUCUACAAACCAUGCCAUUGUCCAGACUUUGGUGAACUCAGUUAACUCCAACAUUCCUCGGGCUUGUUGCGUGCCCACAGAGCUCAGCCCUAUCUCUCUACUCUACCUGGAUGAGUAUGAAAAAGUCGUGCUGAAGAACUAUCAGGACAUGGUCGUUGAGGGCUGCGGCUGCCGGUGAGAGUCAAACUCCCAAUGAAGACUUUUAUUUAUAUGUACGAACAUUCAAAGAGCUAUUUUGGAGGGAAAAAAGUAUAUAUAUAUAUAUAUAUAUGAUAAUAUUUAUAUUGACUGAAAAAAUGGGAAAAUAAAUAUUUUAAUGCUUCUUCAGUGGUUUUGAAGAUGUUCGUCCAAUGUACAUUUCAGUGCAAUAGCACAUGAAGUAUGAUGCUCAGAUUUUUAAUAUGUAUUUAUUUCAUCAUAACCACUUUAUUUGUAAAUGAAUUAUGUGUAUUUAUCAUGGAAAAUAUAUGAUCUUCUCCCA
Colossoma macropomum (tambaqui) is the source of this 2358-nucleotide messenger RNA. It is a transcript of the gene bmp2b, whose product is annotated as bone morphogenetic protein 2b. Gene Ontology annotation, biological process: SMAD protein signal transduction; BMP signaling pathway; negative regulation of transcription by RNA polymerase II. Bases 1027 to 2055 code for a protein of 342 amino acids. NCBI's taxonomy places the organism in Eukaryota, Metazoa, Chordata, Actinopteri, Characiformes, Serrasalmidae. Gene Ontology annotation, cellular component: extracellular region. Gene Ontology annotation, molecular function: BMP receptor binding; cytokine activity; growth factor activity. The record is from RefSeq and is a predicted model, not a curated record. The transcript is spliced from 2 exons.